UAAAAUAUUUUGAAACAAACUGAAUAUUCUUCAUACAGUUAUCCAAAGUUUUUUUAUCGAUCAAUUUAGAUUUAAAUUGAAGUGUAAAUUAGCUUUUUAUUGUGAUUGGAUAAUGAUAUUAUAAUUAAUUGAUAAAUGCAAUCAUUAAUGACAGGUGUACAGUGUCGUAGAAGUAUCUCAAAAAUCACAUCAAUUAAAAAACAUGGGAAUCAGUUUAAUUUUAUUUUAGUAUCAUUCGACACAAUACAACGUCAUAUUAAAGUAAAACGUUUUCUACACGGAAACAAUAUUCAACAGUAAACUUUUGUAAAAAUGGAUAUUAUUGGAAAGAUUUUAACGUUUUUAUGUUUUGUCCACAUUGGGUCGUGUCUAGAUUGUUACACCUGUUCGAGUGGAGGAUUUGGGAGUCAGAGCAAAGAUUGUCCAAGUUCUGGGGCAGUUAACACAUACGUCCUCCGUCCUACGUCAUGCAGUGGAGUAUGUUACACCAGAAACAAUGCACAAAACAUAGGAGAGGUGAUCCACGGCUGUAGUAGCGAUGCUGAUGUCACUAUACCAGAUGUCAUGUUGUCUCCAGAUUGUUACGAGUGGUCGAGUGAGAUGUGGUGUAUUUGUAACACCUCAGGCUGCAACAGGUUUCCAUUAGGAUAUGUACCAAGUGAGGAAAGUCUCCAUUUUCACAAAGAACAUUCAUAUAAAGAGCAUCCCCGUGAGCAGCAUACAAACAAAGAACACCCGGACCAAGAACACCCAUACAAUGAACAUUUGCCAGGUGAAAUUAUAAUUGAUACCAUAAUGAUGGAUAAGACAAUAACUGAAUCAAAUGAUGCGGUCAUUGGAGUAACUGUAGAUAUGGCAACAGAGCCUGUUGCUAUGGAAACAACAACAUCGAUUUCACCAAUGAUCUCCGUUGACGAGCCAGGUGAUACUGUUACCAUGACAACACAAGAUGAUACAACAUACAUCGAUGACACGUUAAAUGGUAUCACCUCUCCAUAUACAUCUGUAACUAUCCCAACUGAUCCAGAAACCCUUCAAAAUGCACAUGUUACUAAUAUACCAGCUCCCGAAACUGAACUUCAUGUUACCACUACUAAUGUACUAACAAAUACCGGCAAACUUACACAUGUAACCUCUGUGGAUACAAAAGACACAAUUUCAAAAGUGAUGGAUGUAAUCUCAGACUAUGACGAUGUUAUAAAUGAUAUUGAACAUUUGAAAGCGAUUGAAAAAUACCUUCAAACGGAAUUCGAAAUGAAGACAGGACAGAACGAACCAACAGGUGUAACGGUUUCUGAACUACCCCCAUUCAAUGGCGAGCUCAAACAACAAUAUGCCGAGCUAUUGAGACAAGAUGACCAGUCAUUCAUACAAGAUGACCAGUCAUUCAUACAAGAUGACCAGUCAUUCAUACAAGAUGACCGGCCAUUGCCUCAAGUUGACAAACCUUUCAAUCAUGUUGACACUCUCCAAAGAGGGAGGCUCAAUGGAGAAAACAUUGUUGACGAUUUCCAUGACAACAGUAAUUCAUAUCAAUGGGAUGAAGAUGACCAGCGAUACCAACAAAGACAAAAUAACGUACAGUGGAAUUGGCAGGCGCAACCCAUUUUAGGCCAGCAAUCCAUUUAUCCAAAUAAUUUUAACUAUCAAAAUCAGAGAAGAUCCAGAUUCCGAAACAAUCGCCAUGGUAACAAUAUACCAGAAAAUACUAACUUUCAACAUCAGCAGGUUUACUCAAACACAGGGCAUUUCCGACCUUUUCAACCACAAAAGCAGGAUGUAGUUUCAAAUGGUAACCAGGUUGAUCACCAUAGCAACCAAUAUAACCAAGAUCGCCAUAGCAGCAAUGAGUUUCUCCAUGGCAACUCGAAGAAAUCUCAAACUAAAAUUACUACAACACAAAAUCCUCCAAAACGCAUUACAACAUCAAAAGUUGAAACAACCAAAAUAGAUGGUAACCCUGGUAACAAAAAGCGCAAACACAUGUUUCACAAUUACAACAUUUUGAACGGUGAAAUCUAUGCCAGGAAUCCCGCCGGAACCCAGAACGACAGGAAAAUUCAAAUCAUCUCAAUAAAAAAUAUACCAACAAUGACAAUAUUCGAAGAGAUAAUAUGACAAUGCAGAAUUCGGCUGCUGUGAACAAAAUGGGUGUCACACUCGCUUUAGUAAUUUUGACAUACGUGUUUAAUUGAUUUAAUUGUCACCUUUGUUUAAGAAUUUGAUACUCAUUCUAGGUCACAUGUGUAUAUAUUGGGAUACUGUUGUCUCUCGUGUGAAUCAAAGAACACUUUCUUUUCUCUUAGCUAUAUUUAUUCAUUCAAUGGGCAUCCGUCCAUUUUCAUCAUUACUGAAAGUAUUAAUUAAAAAAACAUAACAUAUAAGAUAUAUAU
Owenia fusiformis is the source of this 2393-nucleotide messenger RNA. The record is from the annotation of a GenBank genome assembly. NCBI's taxonomy places the organism in Eukaryota, Metazoa, Annelida, Polychaeta, Sabellida, Oweniidae.